UUUUGUAUACGACCGCCGCAUUCAACCUUUCUUCCAUUCUGAUGGGACCACGGGUAGAAACAGAAAGCAGGGAAUACGGAAAACCCUUUUUCUGUAUGUGUGGCCGCACAACCAUGUGGUUCGACUGGUGCAACUGAGUUUGACAGUUUCACCGGUGAACGCACCUCAGUUCGACAGCUUCACGGGUGUACCUUCGAAUUUUCCGUCAUUGAGUGCCUCCUUUGGGAGCGCGACCAGUUCUUAGGCAAGUCGGACAGAUGAUAAAAAUUUUGUCAUUUUUCCUCUCAGCCCUUUGGGUUGAAGACUUUGAUGUGGUUAACAGUUAAUGAAGGACCCACCAUUGUUGUACACCAAAUCUCCCUCCUCUAACGAUAUCCACACUUCCCAUCCAAUCCCAUCUCCCACCUUCAAGCCCUCAACCAUUCAUCCAAUUAUUACAAAUCUUAAAAAUAAAAAAUAAAACAGAAGUUUGCCAAUUCUUUGUCUCUGCAAUGCCAGGAACCAUCAAAGUUUCAGGUACUAAAAGCUAUUUUUCAACUAUAAUUCAAACAUGAAAAGGCGCUGAUGAGCUAAUCUCGCCUAAUCCUAUUUUUAAAAAGUCAGUGAUGUCCAACAUAUGUCAACUUUUUUCUUUUUCUUCACGUUUUGCUGAAUUUGCAGUCCUUGAGUUCAUAGACCUACCUUCUUCCUCAAUAUCCAUCAAGGUUUCUAUGGGACAAAGAGAGUGCCAAGCUUGGGACAAGGGAGACUUCACCUUCGUAUUGACAUCCCUCCGCGACAAUUUGGUUGUUCUUCUUCAAGAUUCUGAGGGUAAUGAGAUAUCACAUGCAGGCGUUGAAGUUAAGUCGAUAGUUGAGAAGGGUCUUUGGGAAGACUUGUUUCCCCUCAAUGAAGGCGGGUUUGUGCGUAUGAAGUUGCAGUUUGUACUCAAUGAAGAAGAGCGCAACAGAAUCCGAAUGAUGAGAGAAUCUGCACUGAAAAAGAAACAAGGGGAGUUGAUCAAUAGUAGUACCAACAGUGUGCAAAGUACUCUAAGUGCUGGGGUGAAUGUUGUUGCAUCAUCUUUGAACCUUCGCGAAGAGAGUGAUGCAGAUAGAAACAAAGAGACUUCAUCAGCCAAUACACUACAUCAGAGUGUUGAGCUCCCAGUAAAUGAAUCGUAUGAAGGGAGAUUAGUGGAGAAGGCUGAGCCAAAACAACUUCCCGCUAAUGUUCCAUCCACAGCCACUUCUGCGGAUACAACUUCAAUAGUAUUAAGAGGCUCACAAUCGGCUGUUGGCGCAACAAAUCAUCCUAAUCUUCAGGAAGAUAGGCCUCGAAACCUCGAGAAGCAGGGUCCGAUCAAGACAACUCCUAUCAGUGUAAAGAAAAUGAUAAGCGCCUUUGAAAGCGGUUCAGCUGAGGAUGUGAGUCCUCGAAUCAAAUCACCACCAAUACAAGUUCGAUCAAAUAAGAUUAAAACAGGAGCUCUUGUGGAAAGCCAGAACUUAGAAGAACACAAGAAUGUGAUAAGUACAGAAACUACACAGUCAAUAUCAAAAGCGAUAGAGGAUCCCUUUCGGUCAGGAGACUUGAAUCUUGAUUUAACAUCUGGUGAAAAAAUCGGGCACCAAAUUAGUUUUGGAGCUUCGGAUGCGAUUAAAUCUUCACAUCCCACUGGGAUAAAGAAUAAAUUCAAACAAUUAGAUGUACACCAAGUAGCUGACAUAAAGAAAGGUAACUUUCCCAAAGAUUUCGUUAGACCAUCAGCAUUUGAAACGGUUCAAGUAUUGGAGAAGAUUCUUGGUAAGCAUAGGCACGAACCUUCUGAUAUGCCGCAUGGAAAGCAACCUUCUGGUGGCAUCAAAGGUAUAGAGGAGAGUCGAGUAAAAGUUUCUUCGACAAAUACUCAAAUCACCGACGUUCAAGGACCUUCAUGUAGUGCUAAUGUAUGUACAUCAGAAGCAAACUUGGAAGAUAGGCACAUUCAAGAAGAUUCCGGUCCCAAUGUAUUAUGCACAUCAGUAGCAAACUGUGAAGAUAGGCACAUUCCCUUUGAGAGCUCCGGUGCCUGGAUUUUUCCAGAUGAAGCGAUACGCUUUUGUGUAACAACUACUGGUAAAAAAAUGAUAGAUUCGCGAGGCCGUUGCAGAGAGAAUCCAAACAUCCAUCAACGAGAGACGAAUUUUUCACUACCAGAAAACGUUGAAGAGCAUAAUGUGGAUAAAAAUGAGGAGAAUCAAAGAAGAAGAUCAAAGGUUGAGAAUUCAUCCGAGGAGGCUGGAACUUUUGGGGGGCCAUUUGGGCAGGCAAUAAAGGUUGCAAUUAUGAUUGGCUUUGGCACACUUGUUCUCCUUACAAGACAAAGAAAAAACAGUUAAACAGAGAAGACAAGAUAAGAUCAUGCAGGAUGAGUAUUUAUUUUAAUUUCCAGUCCCUACCAUUUCUGUAAAACUAUGGCAAAAUGAAUUCAGAUUCCUGUCGGAUUCUCUUUGUAAAGAUUUCGAAGGUUUAUAAAUUGUGUUCUUUUAUCGUA
This is a messenger RNA of Pyrus x bretschneideri (Chinese white pear), 2515 nucleotides long. RefSeq lists its product as uncharacterized. The record is from RefSeq and is a predicted model, not a curated record. NCBI's taxonomy places the organism in Eukaryota, Viridiplantae, Streptophyta, Magnoliopsida, Rosales, Rosaceae. The transcript has 9 exons. The coding region runs from base 606 to 2360 and encodes 584 amino acids.